Molecule: messenger RNA, 1747 nt
Organism: Haliotis rufescens (red abalone)
Lineage: Eukaryota; Metazoa; Mollusca; Gastropoda; Lepetellida; Haliotidae
Product: glutamate receptor ionotropic, kainate 3-like
Exons: 9
Coding region: 23-1699 (558 amino acids)
Cellular component (GO): membrane
Molecular function (GO): glutamate-gated receptor activity
Source: RefSeq, a predicted model, not a curated record
GGCUCGCUUGCUGGAAUCGAACAUGACAAUGACAAAGGCAACUGGGGUCUCACAAUGGCUGAUGGUGCCUUCUACCGGAAGUGUCAUGGAUAUUUCAAACAGUGAUGAACCAUUCAAAACCGAUGAUGUUGUUUUCCUUGAGUUCAUGUCGUGCUCUGGGUUUUAUUCACCACUGAACCUGGAGAUUAUCAAGAAGCAUUUGUCAAGCUCAGAAAGGACAGUUAUGACAGACCAGGCGGCUGACGAAACAGAAUGGAUACAGAAGAUUGCAACAGUCAGUGAAUCACCCGUUCAAGCUAAACUACAAGUUCUCAGUAAAACCCAUACUGGAACAGAUGUUGAAACCGUGGGCUAUAUUGGGAGAGAUGAAACAGUGGAGCUCAAGCAUCAGCUCUAUCACGGUGGUGGCAAAUAUGGAUUUCACAACCGAACAUUGAUUGUCGGGACUCUGGAGUGGGCGCCAUAUGUCAUCAAAAGAGUGGAGAAUGGUUCUGUCAGGUUUGAUGGAUUUUGCAUCCAGCUGGUGCAGGAACUGGCGAAACAACUCAAUUUCAGCUACACCCUGGUGGAGCCCAAAGACAGGGAGUGGAGUCGGGUACUGAACGGCAGUUGGACAGGGCUGGUGAAGUUAAUUACUGAUAAGGAAGCUGAUAUAAUUGUGGCACCGAUGUCAAUGACUAACAGCAGAGUGACAGUCAUCGAUUUCACAGUGCCAUACUUCUACAGCCACUCAGCUCUUAUACUCAGCAAACAAGAUCCCAAAACCAACAAAUGGAUGACACUACUCUCCCCGUUCCGCAAUGAGGUUCUCAUUUGUAUCCUCGUCUCCCUCAUCUUCUCUUCGGUCUUCCUCUUCCUGAAAGAAGAAGUGACAUCAAUCAUUCAGUUGACGGACGAGAGACCCACGAAUAAGUGGAUCCGAUAUGGAGACAUACUCUGGUAUCAUUUUGGAGCUCUUACGGCGAACGGGGGAGCAUAUCUUCCCAACACAGUGUCCGGACGAACAAUGCUCAGCUGCUGGUGGAUGUUCACGGUGAUAAUGGCGGCUGCCUACAGUGGUAACCUCACAGCAUUCCUCACCGACGAACGACAGAAACCUCCCUUCUCCAACCUGGCUGAGAUGGUGCAGCAGGACACAUACCGAUGGGGCUUUGUAGGAGGAUCAGCUCUCAUCGCUCUCUUUCAGGAAUCCAACAUAUCCGUCUAUCAGAAGCUGUGGCAUCGUGUGGAGGAAAGCAUGGCCAACGACCCUGAUUGGUUGAGUCAGGAUGGCGAAGAACACAUGCGCCGAGUGAUCGAGAGCAAAUACGUCUACAUUUCAGACACUACUACUUUGGAGAGCUGGGACGACCAACGGCGAUGUAAUUUACAAAUGUUAGAUGACAACUUCCUUUUCAGCAAAUAUGCAGUUGGCCUAUCCAAAAACAGUACAUACACACAGCUCUUUUCCAAACAAAUACUGAAAAUGUAUGAAAGCGGCUUACUGAAUGUGUGGUGGAAUCAGUGGCAACCCAACCAUCAGUGUGAAAGCAGAAAAUCCAAAAGGGUCGACAUGUUAGCCUUGCAGAGUGCUUUCUAUGGUGCAGGGGUGGGUGUGGCUUUUGCACUCGCUGUCCUUGUGUGUGAAAUUAUCAAUAAACGAAGAUGUAAACAAAGACGGGGAAGACACUCUGAGACUGUUGGAGAAGAGUCUGUGUGAUGGAUAUAACAUGUGGCCCCAGGAGGACAUACUGGCGACUUAGCCUAU